Molecule: messenger RNA, 2716 nt
Organism: Macaca mulatta (Rhesus monkey)
Lineage: Eukaryota; Metazoa; Chordata; Mammalia; Primates; Cercopithecidae
Gene: ACTR1B
Product: actin related protein 1B
Source: RefSeq, a predicted model, not a curated record
GUCCUCCGCUCACUGCUUGGCCGUUGCCCCCGCCGGGCCGCUGGCGUCGCUCCUGGGGCGCGCGCCCACUUGGCCCUGUAAGGCCGGCCAUGGGGCGAGUCCCCUCGCCCGCGUUGCAGAGCCCCUUCCCCGACCCCUCCCCGAGCCGGGCGGGGAAGUUCAGGAGAGCUUGAGUGACAGCCGGGCGGCCGGGCGGGGACGCGCCCCGGACCCUUCUCAGCUGAGAGUGCGGUCCCUGGGCAGAUUUCAACCCCAGUCCCUUUCCCCAUCCUUCGGCCCUGGCUCUGGCUGCCUGGCGGAGGUGGGGUGGCAUUUGUCCUUUGCACACUGCUGGCUUCAUCUUUGAGGCUGCACCCCGAGGCAACAAAUGCAGGAUACUCUGUCACCCACAUGUCCACCACCAUCUGGUUUGCCUCUUGGCUACUUUGACUUUUUCCUUAAAUGCUCCCUGUGCUGGGCAAACAUUUCACGGCCAGCAGAGCAAUGGAGAGUUCAUGGCCACACUUCCCAGUAUCAGCAAGCUAUUUGGGGUGAUCAUUUGGAAGCCUCAGAGGAAAGAUGUCAGGCGUCCUGUGGUUUUGGCCUUCGGCAGUGGGGCUCGGCUUGCUUUCAGCUACCGUAGGAAGAUUUCUGGCCUCCGAGCUCUGAUACGGGGAGAAGAUAAGGGCUGGGAUCUUUGAGUCUGCCCCUAGCUGGGUGUCUGCGUCUGGUGUGCGGGCCUUGGAGUUUUUGGGUUCGGGGGUGAUUAAAGCCGGCUUUGCAGGAGACCAGAUUCCCAAAUACUGUUUCCCAAACUAUGUCGGACGGCCCAAGCACAUGCGGGUGAUGGCUGGAGCCCUGGAGGGGGACCUCUUCAUCGGACCAAAAGCAGAGGAGCACCGGGGGCUGCUGACCAUCCGCUACCCCAUGGAGCACGGCGUGGUGCGAGACUGGAAUGACAUGGAGCGCAUCUGGCAGUACGUCUACUCGAAGGACCAGCUGCAGACCUUUUCAGAGGAGCAUCCUGUGCUCCUCACGGAGGCCCCGCUCAACCCAAGUAAGAACCGGGAGAAGGCGGCAGAGGUGUUCUUUGAGACCUUCAACGUGCCGGCGCUGUUCAUCUCCAUGCAGGCUGUGCUCAGUCUGUACGCAACGGGACGCACGACAGGAGUGGUUCUAGACUCGGGGGACGGGGUCACUCACGCCGUGCCCAUCUAUGAGGGCUUUGCCAUGCCUCACUCCAUCAUGCGGGUGGACAUUGCCGGCCGCGACGUCUCCCGCUACCUCCGACUCCUGCUGCGCAAGGAAGGGGUUGACUUCCAUACCUCGGCUGAGUUUGAGGUUGUCCGGACAAUCAAAGAGCGAGCCUGCUACCUGUCCAUCAACCCGCAGAAGGAUGAGGCUCUGGAGACGGAGAAGGUGCAGUACACGUUGCCAGACGGCAGCACGCUCGAUGUGGGGCCUGCCCGAUUCCGGGCCCCCGAGCUGCUGUUCCAGCCGGACCUUGUAGGGGAUGAGAGUGAGGGGCUCCAUGAGGUGCUGGCCUUCGCCAUACACAAGUCCGACAUGGACCUGCGCCGGACACUGUUCGCCAACAUCGUGCUCUCCGGUGGCUCGACGCUUUUCAAAGGCUUCGGAGACCGAUUACUCAGUGAAGUGAAGAAGCUUGCUCCAAAGGAUGUCAAAAUCAAGAUCUCAGCCCCGCAGGAACGGCUGUACUCCACGUGGAUUGGUGGCUCCAUACUGGCUUCGCUGGACACUUUUAAGAAGAUGUGGGUGUCCAAAAAGGAGUAUGAAGAGGAUGGCUCCCGUGCUAUUCAUCGCAAAACCUUCUAGUGCCCGAGGAGGGCGGGGCACAUUGGGAGAGGGGGAGGGAGGGCAGCCAGAGCCUUUAACCCUUUUUGGUCUGGGCUCGCAUACUUGGCUUAGGGUCCCCUGCAUGCCCUGAACCCCUGGGUGGGCGGCACGACAGUGCCCCCCUGCAGCCUUCCCCUCUGCACACACACGACACGCACAUAUGAGUAACAUUGAGCUGCAUGGACAGGAGCCUUGAGCUGGCGCGUGGGAAUUGAGCGCCACGUCAGGCUGUUCUGGGUAUCCCCCCGGCAGGGCCAGCUAGGCCUGUGGUUCCCUGCUCUGACUCUCAGGGCUGCCUCCCCGAGCUCCAGGGCCAGAAUGCCUGGAUGCCUGUGUAGCCAGUUUGGGGAGUGGGCUGGAGGGGCGUCCAGCAGCUCCCGCUGGUGUGUCAGCACGUCCAUUGCCACCUCCUGUUCGUGACCUGACAGGGUGGCACAGCCCCUUCCACACUCUGUCCUGUCUUCCUGGGUAGAUGCCCUGGUGGAGGGCUCAGUACUGAAUGGUCUUCCGUCCCCAGCAAGGGGGUGCAGCCCAGGGUCAGGCCCUUCGGAGCCAGGGCAGAGGUUGCAAGGUGGCCGGAGCUGCUGCACUCUCCCCUCGGAGCACUUCAUCGACUUGCGCCUCCCUCUGCCCUUGGCACCCUGGGCGGGAAAGGGUUGAUGCUCAUCAUUUAUUGAAGGGAAGCCACUUAAUGAGUCAGACCUAAAAGGGGGUGGGGGACAUUUUCUUCUCUCACCUCACCCAAGAAAGAGGUCGUCACUUUUGCUGUGGCCAGGGCCCCACUUCCCUCUGUCAGAUAUGUACAAUAAUUUAACACAGUUGCCUGAAAAAAAACUUUUGUAAAUCAUUGUAGUAAUAAUUAUGGACAAGGCCCAGUGUG